Messenger RNA from Triticum turgidum subsp. durum (durum wheat), 816 nucleotides. The record is from the annotation of a GenBank genome assembly. NCBI's taxonomy places the organism in Eukaryota, Viridiplantae, Streptophyta, Magnoliopsida, Poales, Poaceae.
AUGGAGAUGCCGAGGGUCUCUGAGGAAACCGUGGCCGCCGUCGUGCCCAUCGCCGUGUACUGGGCCUACGCCGGCGUGCACACGGCGCUGGGGCAUUCGCGGCUCAUGGACAAGUACAGGCUCAACACCAAGGACGAGGAGGACCGCAAGAACAUGGUGUCCAAGCGCGCCGUCAUCCUCAACGUCCUCAUGCAGCACCUCAUGCAGCUCGCCGCCCUCGCCGUGCUCGCCAUGGUUACGGGAGGAAGAGGAGCGACGGCGUCCAAGGCCGCUGGCGGCUCACGGGCGGAGGCGUACCUGACGGCGGCGGCCCGGAUCGCGGUGGCUGUGCUGGUGUUCGACGCGUACCGGUACGCGUGGCACCGGCUGGCGCACAUCAACCGGUUCAUUUACCGGCACCUCCACUCGUGGCACCACCGCAUCGUGGUGCCCUACGCGUUCGGCGCCAUCUACGGCCACCCGAUCGAGGUCCUCAUCGCCGACACGGCCGGCGCCUCGCUCGCCGUCCUCGUCACCGGCCUGUCGCCGCAUUCGCCGCGCGCCACGGCCGUCUUCCUCACCCUCUGCACCGUGAAGGCCAUCGACAACCACUGCGGCGUGUGCCUGCUGCCGCGCCGCCUGCAGUCCGUCUGGAACGGCGCCGCGUACCACGGCGUGCACCACAUGCCGCGCGGCGUCCGGUACAACUUCUCCGACCUCUUCUUCGUGACGUGGGACCAUGUGUUCGGGACACACAUGCCCUACGCCGUCGAGGAGAGGCCGGGCGGCGACGGCCUCGUGCUCAAGCCCCUGCCGCCUACCAAGGCAACUAAUUAG